This is a messenger RNA of Tetrahymena thermophila SB210, 963 nucleotides long. RefSeq names its product thioredoxin domain protein. Gene Ontology annotation, biological process: cell redox homeostasis. Lineage: Eukaryota; Ciliophora; Oligohymenophorea; Hymenostomatida; Tetrahymenidae. The transcript has a single exon. The record is from RefSeq and is a predicted model, not a curated record.
AUAAAGAAAAAUUAAAAAAUAAGAUUUUCGAUAAUAAGAAUAAUAAAAGUAGAUUAAAAAAUGGACGCACACUCAGAUCAAAAAUUAGCUUAAUUCAAUUAGAUUUUUGACUCCUUCGAAACUUAAUUCCAGGGACAAAAUGCCAAGCUAAAUGAAUCACUUGAACUCUUGCUUAAACUCCUCAAUAACAUUGGCUAGAAUCCUAUGGAUCAGAAGUAUCGUAAGAUAAAAUCUACAAAUCCAACUAUUAAAGAGAAGCUAUUUAGAUUGACUAAAGCAGGAGAACUCUUAAAACUCAUUGGAUUUGUUGUACACACUGAAAAUCAAGAUGAAUUUUAUGUACUUGAAGAUUAGCAUCUCAUGGAAUUACUUCCUUACAUUCAGCAUUUGCGUAAUCGAAUUGAACUCUUCGAAGCAAAAUAAGUAAGUUAGUAGGAAUACGAAAGAGUUUUGAACAUCCAGAAAAACCAUUAGCAUUUGCUCAAAAAGCACGAGGAUGAUAUGAAGAAGGAAGAAGAGUUGAAGUAAUAAAUGCAUUACGACAGAUAAGAAUACAAAACAGUUGAAAUAAAAGACUCGGUUGCUGUGAAUAUGCAAUCUGUAUAGUAAAAGCGUGACCAAAGUCCUAUCUAGCAUAUUUCUGGAGAUGCCGAUUUUAAUACAAAAGUUCUUUCAAAUAACAAACCAGUUAUAGUUGAUUUCUAUGCAGACUGGUGUCCUCCAUGCAAAAAAUUAGGUGAACUUAUUGAAUCAGAGCUAUCUAAUUCAAAGACCGUUGUUGUAGCCAAGAUUAACUGCGAUGAUCCAAAUAAUGCUGGUAUCAAGUAGCGUCAUGGUGUAUCAGGAAUACCUGCUGUUUUCUUCUACCACAAGGGAUAAUAAUUAUCACAAUACAAUUUUACAGGAUUUAAUCCAAAUGCAUUACAAAACGCUAUUUAAAAGGCAAACUAAUUAUCUAAAUGA